Molecule: messenger RNA, 2729 nt
Organism: Carassius auratus (goldfish)
Lineage: Eukaryota; Metazoa; Chordata; Actinopteri; Cypriniformes; Cyprinidae
Product: copine-5-like
Exons: 21
Coding region: 521-2242 (573 amino acids)
Biological process (GO): cellular response to calcium ion
Cellular component (GO): plasma membrane
Molecular function (GO): calcium-dependent phospholipid binding
Source: RefSeq, a predicted model, not a curated record
UACAGGUUUUUACUGUAGCACUUGUACGUUAAUUUCCUCUCUUUAUUUUUACAGUGUGCGCUGAGGGUUGUAUUUCGGAAGUUAACCGCUGUGAGAAAUAGCUCAGGGAGUAAUGAGCCGUAUCUGUGGAUCAAUAGCGUGAUGCUGUGCCGAGCGAAUGUGUGAAAGAAUGCGCGAGGGGUGGAGUUCUGCUCUUUUACUUUCCACUCCACACAGUGCAGACGCAGAGAUCUCACCGCUGUCAGAAGAGUCGCGCACUUGAACCCUGUCUUGAGUUUUUCAUUUAGCAAAGCAAACCCUUUACGUUGUCAUCUUUGUUUUUUUCUUGUAACAUUGCUGGUUUCUUAAUUUGAGCGCAUCACAGGGCACUCGCGGUCUCCAGGGCUCCUCCAGCACAGACGCUGAAUCUCUGUCGUCCUGCUGCGGUCCUCGCUGGAGCUGUGAGAUUUCAGUAAGCACCGCAGGACCCAGAACUGUAAAACUGUUUGAAGUAGAGAGCCUCCUCUUGUCCAGCGCGCCCAUGGAAGGCGACGUUAUGGAUAAACUGGAGGACAUGGCCUCAGUGUGCGAGUUCGACCCUAUCACGGGGGAUAUUCCCGCCACCAAAGUGGAGAUCACCGUAUCGUGCAGAAAUCUGUUAGAUCGGGACACCUUCUCCAAGUCUGAUCCUUUGUGUGUUCUGUACACUCAGGGAGUGGAGUCUAAGCAGUGGCGUGAGUUUGGGAGAACUGAAGUCAUUGACAACACCCUGAACCCAGACUUUGUGAGAAAGUACAUCCUGGACUAUUUCUUCGAGGAGAAGCAGAAUCUGCGCUUUGACAUAUAUGACAUUGACUCCAAAAGUCCAGAUCUGGCCAAACACCCCUCCGAUUUCAACGACUUCCUGGGUCAGACCUUCUGCACUCUGGGUGAGAUAGUGGGUUCACCGGGCAGUCAUCUGGAAAAGCCUCUGGGUGGCAUCCCUGGGAAGAAUUGUGGUACCAUUAUUCUCACCGCAGAGGAACUCGGAAACUGUCGGGACUGUGCAUCAAUGCAGUUCUGUGCGAAUAAGCUGGAUAAGAAAGACUUCUUUGGCCGCUCUGACCCGUUCAUGGUGUUCUACAGAAGUAAUGAGGACGGAACGUUCACUAUCUGCCAUAAAACUGAAGUGGUAAAGAAUACACUGAAUCCCGUCUGGCAGCCGUUCACCAUUCCUGUCAGAGCGUUGUGCAAUGGAGAUUAUGACAGGUCAAUUAAAGUGGAGGUGUAUGACUGGGACAGAGAUGGCAGUCAUGAUUUUAUCGGGGAGUUCACCACCAGCUACAGAGAGCUCUCUCGUGGUCAGAGUCAGUUCAACGUGUACGAGGUGGUAAACCCUAAAAAGAAACUCAAAAAGAGGAGAUACAUCAACUCUGGCACAGUGACACUGCUUUCAUUCUCAGUGGAGGCCGAACACACGUUCCUGGACUACAUCAAAGCAGGCACUCAGAUCCAUUUCACAGUGGCCAUUGACUUCACUGCGUCCAAUGGGAACCCUUCUCAGUCUACCUCCCUGCAUUACAUGAACCCCUAUCAGAUGAACGCGUAUGCCAUGGCGUUGAAGGCCGUGGGCGAGAUCAUUCAGGACUAUGACAGCGAUAAGAUGUUUCCUGCAUUGGGCUUUGGAGCCAAGCUUCCUCCUGAUGGCCGGGUUUCCCAUGAAUUUCCCCUGAAUGGUAAUGUAGAUAACCCAUACUGCAAUGGGAUGGAGGGUAUCCUAGAGGCUUACCACGAGAGCCUGAAGACUGUCCAGCUCUACGGACCCACCAAUUUUGCUCCUGUCAUCAACCAUGUAGCAAGGUAUGCAGCAGCGGUUCAAGACGGCUCGCAGUACUUUGUGCUUCUCAUCAUCACAGACGGUGUGAUAUCAGAUAUGGCUCAGACUAAAGAAGCCAUCGUCAAUGCGGCAAAACUACCUAUGUCCAUUAUUAUUGUUGGAGUUGGCCAAGCUGAGUUUGACGCCAUGGUUGAACUGGACGGCGAUGAUGUAAGAAUAUCCUCAAGAGGAAAGCUGGCGGAGAGGGAUAUUGUACAGUUCGUACCAUUCAGAGACUACAUGGAUAGGACAGGAAACCAUGUCCUGAGCAUGGCACGGCUUGCCAAGGAUGUCCUGGCCGAGAUCCCGGAUCAGUUAAUUUUAUAUAUGAAGUCAAGGGGCAUCAAGCCCAACCAGACACCACCAGACUACAGCCCACCUGGGCUCAGCCCAACCCCCACCGUAUGAGUUUACCCAGCCUGCUGAAAGAAAACAGGCGAUGUUAUGUCACCUCCAAUUUGGAUCUCGUAUAAAAACCAAUACAACUGAUUCAGUGGGAGGCGUCUAGGAGAGCGGAUGGUUUCAAAUCCCGGUUUUUUGAUCUCAUACACAGGAGAAAUUGAAAACUCUAUCUGUGUUCUGGAGGUUGAACUGAAGAGAACAGUACUUAUCGAUCUGUGAGUUGGUGUCCUCCUCAUAAUUUCUUCACAAAUUAGCCAACAUUUAUAGUUUGAAUCAGUCUCAUUCAGAUUCAUACGUCCAACGUUGCUGGAUAUAUGGAGAAGAUCUGUGCAGGCAAUGCAAUUUUCUGCUUAUUUAAAAUCUCUAACAUCUCAACAUCUAUAAAAACACUGUAGCUCUUGUGUGUCAUAUAGCAUGUGAGGGGGACUGUGUGUUAUAUUAGGAAAAUCUCCCUUGUAUCUGCCAGAGGAGGCAAACAAGAGCAUCCCUAGAA